UUGCCAGCCCGAGUCAGCCUGAGAGAUGGAGUGUAGAAGAAUUAUUUUCAUAUAUAAGGACAGCCUUGGUGAAGGGGAUACUGGGUUUCACUGUUUGACAUCUGUUUCCCAGGAGACUCUGGGAAAUGCAGGGGCAGAGUCCCCAACAGCAGAUGAGGGCUUUAGAGCUAUGUACCUGCUUGUGGAGUUUUUGUCCCGAGGCAAGCUGUGUGCUCAGACCUGACCAUGUUUGGGCAUGGAGGCUCGACCCAGACAGGAUUGAAGACUGCUUCCCUGGAGACCAGCUGGGAGACCAAACUUCCUGCUAAAGCCUGACUUGGGGUGGGGGUUGGGGGGCCGGGAGGAGAAAAACCAUCUGCCAGCGGAGACCCAGUGAACUAAAUGAUUGCUGUCCCCAGUGACCAUGGGGAAGAAGCUGGUGAUGGCCCAGAAACGUGGAGAGACUCGAGCCCUCUGCCUGGGGGUGGCAAUGGUAGUGUGUGCCGCCAUCACCUACUACAUCCUGGGUACCACUGUGCUGCCCCUCUAUCAGAAAAGUGUGUGGACCCAGGAAUCCACCUGUCACCUGAUUGAAACCAACAUCAAGGACCAUGAUGAGCUGGAGAGCAAGAAAGUGCCCCAGUACCCAUGCCUUUGGGUCAACGUAUCAUCUAUGGGCAGAUGGGCCAUGCUGUAUCACACAGAGGACACUCGGGACCAAAACCAGCAGUGCUCCUAUAUCCCUAGCAACCUGGACAACUACCAGAUGGCUCUGGCUGAUGUGAAGAAGGUCAGAGCCAAUUUCCAUGAGCACAAGGCUUUCUACUGCUUCUCUGCGCCUCAAGUCAACGAGACCAGCGUUGUGUAUCAGCGCCUCUAUGGGCCUCAAGUCCUCCUCUUCUCCUUCUUCUGGCCCACCUUCCUGCUAACUGGUGGCCUCCUCGUUAUUGCCAUGGUGAAACUCAACAGGUCCCUAUCCAUCUUGGCUGCUCAGAGAUAGACCAAUACACUCUUC
This is a messenger RNA of Phodopus roborovskii (desert hamster), 994 nucleotides long. RefSeq names its product potassium calcium-activated channel subfamily M regulatory beta subunit 1 (gene Kcnmb1). The record is from RefSeq and is a predicted model, not a curated record. The transcript is spliced from 4 exons. Gene Ontology annotation, biological process: potassium ion transport; detection of calcium ion. NCBI's taxonomy places the organism in Eukaryota, Metazoa, Chordata, Mammalia, Rodentia, Cricetidae. Gene Ontology annotation, cellular component: voltage-gated potassium channel complex; membrane. Bases 404 to 979 code for a protein of 191 amino acids. Gene Ontology annotation, molecular function: calcium-activated potassium channel activity; potassium channel regulator activity.